Molecule: messenger RNA, 936 nt
Organism: Talaromyces proteolyticus
Lineage: Eukaryota; Fungi; Ascomycota; Eurotiomycetes; Eurotiales; Trichocomaceae
Product: putative NAD-dependent epimerase/dehydratase
Exons: 1
Coding region: 38-832 (264 amino acids)
Source: RefSeq, a predicted model, not a curated record
UAUCGAGACACAUUUCAGUUUGUCUCUUGGCUUCCUCAUGGGCAUGGCAACGUACGCCGUUCUAGGUGCCACCGGCAACUGCGGCGUCGCUCUUAUCGACAACCUCCUACGUAAAAAGGAUGCAAAGGUUAAUGCAUAUUGUAGGAAUAAGGCCAAGUUAAUUCAGAAGAUCUCUCAAGUGGAGUGCAGCAAGCAAGUUCAAGUCUACGAAGGAAGCAUCUACAACAUUGACCUUUUGGCCGACUGCAUUCGCGAUACACAGGCGAUUUUUCAUGUCGUUACCACCAACGAUAAUGUUCCCGGGUGCCAUGUGGGCUUGGAUACUGCCAAAAGUAUCAUUUCUGCCCUACAGAAGCUCAAGGCAAACUCACAGCUGGGCACAAAGAUGCCCAAAAUUGUCCUCCUCUCCUCAGGCACCAUCGACGACCAUCUUAGCCGCCAUAUGGCCUGGUGGUUCCGCCUAAUCCUGCGGACCUCUGCAUCGAAUGUAUACGCCGAUUUGAAGCGAACCGAAGAGUUUUUGCGGUCCCAGGAAGACUGGGUCUCAACAAUUUUCAUCAAACCAGGCGGUCUCACAGUCGAUGUGCAGCAGGGCCACAAGCUCAGCCUUGAUCAUGACGAAUCUUUUGUUUCGUACCUUGAUCUCUCUGCUGCUAUGAUCGAAGCCGCCGAUAACCCAGAUGAUCGCUUCCAUAUGAUGAAUGUUAGUGUUAACAAUAUAAACGGCUCUGCAAAGUUUCCAAAGGGAACUCCGAUGUGUAUCUUGACGGGGCUCGCUAGGCACUUUUUCCCGUUUUUGCACCCUUAUCUUCCUUCAACGGGGCCUAGCUAGAUAUUUGUAACAAGAUUGCUUAGUUUACGAAAGAGUCGGUCGUUAACUAGGCCUAAUAAAUUUGAUGUACUUUGCUUCACUUUGGUAUCAAAAUAUCGUUCUAG